Messenger RNA from Numida meleagris (helmeted guineafowl), 9884 nucleotides. It is a transcript of the gene DLGAP3, whose product is annotated as DLG associated protein 3. Gene Ontology annotation, biological process: signaling. The record is from RefSeq and is a predicted model, not a curated record. Gene Ontology annotation, molecular function: molecular adaptor activity. The coding region runs from base 5143 to 8022 and encodes 959 amino acids. Lineage: Eukaryota; Metazoa; Chordata; Aves; Galliformes; Numididae. The transcript has 13 exons. Gene Ontology annotation, cellular component: postsynaptic specialization; glutamatergic synapse.
UAACGCAGGAUAUAUUAACCUGCUUGGCACAAAGUAGGUAGACUGAGUUGGCUGUACCUUCAUGCAAUUCCCCAACUGCUGAGCGUUCUGUAAGUAGUUUCAAUCUCACAGUGAUCUUUCCACUCCUUGUGCUAAGCAUUGGCUAAUUCUAAAUUCUGUGCUAAAUUUUUCUGUGGUUAAAACUUCAGUGUCAGAUUGCAGUAUCUUAGAGUGCAGAUGAUCGCUCGUGAAGUACUCACUGUAAGUGCUGGUACUCCUUAAAUGCAAAAAGUAGCAUGUUGUGAAAUGCUGAUAACAGGUAACACUGACUGGGACAUUCAGUGCACUAAAUAGUGACUCAGCUGGUUUGGUGAAUGCUUUUUAUCUUCCCAGAAAAGUUUGGAGAUUGAUAACGUGCUAAGACAAUGAAUUGUUACUCAGGAAACUCUGAAUGGGCAGUUCCUGCACUGCAGACCAGGUAUUUGGGAGUACUCGUGUUGGAUAUUGAGCUUGAAAACAGCAGUCCCACUGCAAUUUGCUUGAAGCAGUACUGAAUAAUGCCUGUGUUUUCUGCAGGGUGUUCGUGGGACACCCACGAAAACGGAAGGUGUCUGAGAUGGGGAAUUCUGAACGUAAACAUUAAAUUAAUUUUUUCAGUUUAUUUUUCAGAUUACAUGUCAUUCUUUAUUAAAGAGAUGCUGGUGCAUAUCCUAAAGUAUGUUCUUUCGUAGUUCUGUAACUCUGAAGAGUGAAGGAUGCUGAUGUCCUUGUACCUUACAGAGGUUGUCUUUUGGUAACCUGUUUCAUACGUAAGCUACUGUUGCUAGUAUAGAUGAGCUGCAAAACAAUGACUAGUAUAAAUACAUAGAGAGGAUUUGGCAGUUUUCAAAACAUGUGAAAGCUUGGCUAAAUCUGGCUUUGUUGUAGCUGCAUAAGCAGAAUUUCUAAAAUGAGUUCUGCUUUGAGUUGCACGUAUUCAACAGGCAUUACAAUUAAAUAGCCAACUUCAUUGCAAGACCUUUUAAAGAUAUAGCGUCUUAAAAGCUGGCCAACAUGUCAGGCUUAAAAUGCGAUAAAGUUAUUAAAUGUGGAAGGUGAGAAGGUCAUGUUCCUUUGAUCUGUUCCUAUGAGGUUUUGGACUUUUUUCAGAAAAUCAGAUUGAUGUAACUGACUCUUCAAAACACUUCAGAAAAGCGCUUGGUUGGUCAGACCUGGUCCCGGAUGGUCUGCCUUGCAUAACCUAUUUUUGUACUGGACUUGGAAGACAUUGGCUGUUGCAAUUUAGCUCGUUUUAACAAAAUUGAGCCCUUUUUGACACUUGAUAUCUAAAAACCGCAGCAUGUAGAAACUGGUAUCUUCAUAUCUUCCCACUUUCUCAAAUGAACAUAGAAUAAUCCUGUCUUCUGGUGUAGACACAUGACACUAAUCAUGUAUACAGCUGAUGAGAAACUGAAACUGCUUUUGAGAUUUUGUGGUAUUUUUGUGGUAGAAAAAUUCUUGGCUUCUCCUUGGCAACCAUUUACUGUGGCAGCAAGUUCUUGCUGGAGUUUUUGAGACUGCAAUUUACACUUAAAACUAGUGGCCUGCUACAUAACUGCACUUAGCCAGCAUUUCUGCAGUUCAUAACUGUGAGGAACGUAGUACCACAAAUGGCAAUGGACAUUAGGACCCGGAUGUAGUAUUCCUGCUUGCUCCAAGAUUCUCAUUGCCGACUGCAUACAGGUAGGUAACAAGCAAUAUAAUAUAACUUGGUGACUUUCUAUGUAAUCUUAUACUGUGGGUAUUCUGACAUCACACUUCUGACUGUGGAAUUACAGUGCAGCACUCUUCAUACCUGUAUGUUAAACUUGCAUCAAAGCUGCGUGGUUUUCGGUUUUAAGCUUUUGUCUUGUUCAAAGCCAAUAAGCAACUUACUGUGAUUCUUAGAUAAGUGUUUUCAGACCCGAUUCCUUUGUACAUACGACUCGGCUUGUGUGAAUUUUUCUCACUUACGGUGUAACGAAGAUGUUCUUGGAGGAGCUCUGUGGGGAAGAGGGAACGUGACCUUACACUCCAGUUAACGAGUCAACUGGGUGCUCCCAGUGCCUAGAACAGGGUUGGUCAGACUUUCCGUAGUGACAGAGUGGCCCAUUUGCAAUGCAUCCCUUCAUGUGGAGUCUUGGCUCGGUAGGAAAUGCGUUAGUAGUCACUGCUGUAGCCCUGUGUAAACUGGUAGCCAAAGCUCACGAACGUGGUCAACUUUAGGAUGGAUUGGGAAUACUUCUCAGGACAUACAUACGACUGCUUCGCUGAAUAUCCCUGUAAAAAGUUCAGUAGAGCUUUUUGGGAAUCUCAGUUGUCUUUAAUUAAUCCUUGAUUGGCAAGCAAAGUACAUUUCUCUGCCUCUGAUAGUGGUGAGAAUCUAUACUUCUGCCUCUUAGUCAUCUUGGUAGUGUGAUGCUCAACUUCAUUUUUCAUCUGUCUCGAGGAUGUAAUUCUAAACUCUUCAUUAAUGCAAAUGCUGAACGCAGUGUUUCAGGAUUAACGUGCUUACGUUUCCAGACAUCCAGACAUGCUGAUCUCCAGCUCUUUUGCAUCAGUUCUUGAACCUGAAUUUCAAGGUCCCUUGUUUCAGCGCAUGACAUGGCUCGUCUGCUCAGCUUUUUCAGAGAUGCUGUAAUGUGUUUUCCCACUUGAUCUGCAAAGUUCUGCUUUGCAUACUCAUUGCUGGUAUUUUGCACCCAUCUGUGUUAUGUUCCAGAGCAGCCUCUUGCUGUUCAGCGGGCGAUCUGCUGGACAGCCCUGCCCUGCUGUAGUUAGGUUUCCAGUGUUCCACUGAAAGCAGCUAGCUGCACCUUAAGGUCAAGGUUACAAUAACAGGUCUUUGUUCACAGCAUAGUGAGUGUAGCUCAACUCCAUCGAACCAAACAGGGACAUCCGUGUGUCACAAAGUCAGUUUGACUUUUUUGGUGAUGGCUUACUCUAAACCUGUAACUAGAACUCAGCAGCAAAACUGCUGACAGUGUGCAUACUGUCAUGUAGUAAAACGGAACUGUUAAUCUUUAAACCAGUGCUCAGAUCUAAGCAGUAUUUCCAGUGUGCUCCGGACACUUGACUUUACCUGCAGGAAUGUCGUGGAGGGGUUAUUGGCACAUCUGCUUUAUUCUACAUACUUAAACUCAGUAGGAUUUUGACACUCUUGGAGCAAGCAAUCUGUGACUGAACCAUAGGUCUCAUACCAGCUCUGACUGCCUGCAGUAACGAAACUCGGUGUGGUAGAUAACUUCCAGCUCUGACUGCCUGCAGUAAUGAAACUCGGUGUGGUAGAUAACUGCAAAGCCAGUCUGUAACAAGCGCGUACCAAGAAAUGGCAUUGAAGUGCUCGCAUUGUGUUUCAUCUUGGGUUUAUAUCAUGGUGUGAAAUACACUUUUUCUCAAAAAAGCUUGUCUGAAGCUCAGAAGUGUGGUGUCAGAAUACAUAUGCGUACCUGUUAGGCCCUCAGAUCCAGAUUCUGGUGCUGUCAGGAGAGCACAGCAUAGUGUGUAUGGGGGCUUUACUGUAACAUUAAGCAUACAAAGUGUUGAUUUGCUUGCAGUUUUCCCCAUAGCUAAACACCGAGGCCUGUGAGUAGUUUUAGGACUUCAGCAGUAAUGGGGUUGCAUGUCUCUGUUAAUCAUUGCCAGCUGCAGUGACACGAUCAGGAAGGCCAGCGUUCUGUUCCAUCAUGUUAAAUAAGGCUAAGCAUGUUAGAAAGGAUGCAGAAAAAGUAUGCUGCUCUGGGUAAUUACUUGGCUUCUUCCACUACUAGGAAGUCUGGAAUCGGCUAAUUAGCUUCAGAUUUUUUUCUCUCCAUACCAGCUAGUGGGGCUCUUAAAUAGCUACUUACCGGAAAAGGAAAAAAAGAAAAAAGGGAGGAUUGGCCUUCUCCCACUUCUGUCAUUGCUGCUAGAUAAUGAUUGACAUGUUAGGACUUGGCUGUGCAAUCCCGCAGUGGUCUGUGAAUACCCCAUCUCUAUAAAUGUUGCUUCUGAACACCAGUACUGAAGAGCUAACUGGGAGGGUUGGGAGGAGUGUGGCUAUAAGUGAAUCUGGAGUGUUAAAAGGAUGCACAAAGAUAUAGUAUCCCUUAUGCAUGGUGUUUGUCGCUAUGGCAUAGAAAACAAAACGUGCAUACUAUAUUUCUGCUCCUGAGGGCCAUGAUAAAACCCAGGUGGUGGGUUUGAGACUAAACCUGAACUUCUCCCUACCUGGUCAGAUCCCAUUGUGACCAUUGUGAUUUGCCUCCCAACUAGAGGUGUGCACAGAAUGUUGUACUACUACAUCCCUAGUUGCUAACCAUUGAAGUUUGCCCUCAAUUUAGCUGUAAGUAAGAGGGUGGGUCGUCAGAAGGGAAGAAGCUGUUGCUUAGAAUAAAAGCAGUAGACUUACAGUGCUCAUCUCUAGUGUCUUCCUUUGGCUUUCGAAGCACUUCUAGGACUAUUGAACUGGGGGCUGCUAGGAAUAAAGGGCACUGCACUCCUUUGUGAAGCAGAAGGAAGAGGGCAUUGUACAGGAGACAAACUAGGGUCAAAUAGAUGAAGUAGCUUGAUUGAAAUUGUUAAUGCCUUCACAUAAGGGAUAGUAUACCUCUGGCUGCAAUCAAACUUCAUUGUACUCAGACUGGUGAUUUACGGUUUGUGCUCUGACAAGGUGCAGUUCUUCAGUCAACUACAUGCAUAUUCCUUCACCUCUUGACAAGUGUUUAGGCUAGCCUAUUUCUGCCCCUUAUUCUUCCACUAAAUAUUUUGGAAUAAUUUGUAAAUUCCCCUUCAUAACUAAUCAGUCCACAUAUCUUAAAUCUUUGCUUUCUAAGUUAGUUUUGAAAUGGUUAGAAGUUUCUGUAUGUUAUUAUAAUAACUUCACUUGUUAUCCUUUAGGUGAAGAUGCGAGCUGAGUGAAGCUGGCGUGCUCAUCCAUGGGAAUUCAGGAGCUGAGCAUGAGCACAUCCAGCGUGAUGCCCUGUGAUAUGUGAGUGGACCAAGAUACCAAGUGAACAAAACUUUUGCCCUGGGACGCGCUGCUGGAGGGGACGCCGGGCUGUAAGGACAUGAGGACGUGAGGACAGCAUCCCCCUGAGCGCCGGGCAGUCAGCCCGCAGGGACAGCCCUGCAGGAUGCCGAGGCUACGGGGCAGGUGCUGACACCAUGAAGGGCUACCAUGGGGAGCGUAGCCAGGCACAGCACUCCUCCGGCCACCGCUGCCGCUGCAUCCCAGAGGACUGCGAGCAUCCCUCCGACUACAUCCCCCACGGCCCCGACGGCCGCCCGCCUUACCUCCUCAGCCCCAGCGAGCCGUGUUCCCUGGAGCAUCCCUUCUGCCCGGUGCGGAGCCCCGGCACGGCCAGCGAGUGCGGUCCCCUGAGCGAUCCACCCUCCGGCAGCGCCAGCAGCACCUUCCCGAGGAUGCACCACGCGCAGCAGCAGCCCUACGACUCCUGCGACGAAUGCAUGGCGACUGCCCACCCCACCAGCAAGAUCAACCGCCUGCCCCCGACGCUGCUGGACCAGUUCGAGAAGCAGCUGCCGCUGCACCACGACGGCUUCCACACGCUGCAGUACCCGCGGGCCGGCGGCGCCGAGCCGCGCAGCGAGAGCCCCAGCCGCAUCCGCCACCUCGUCCACUCCGUGCAGAAGCUCUUCGCCAAGUCGCACUCCCUGGAGGCGCCCGCCAAGCGGGACUACAACGGCACCAAGAUGGACGGCCGCGGGGACGGCUACCACCACCACCACCACCAUCACCACCACCACCACCACCAGUCCCGCCACGGGAAGCGCAGCAAGAGCAAGGAUCGCAAGGCGGAUUCCCGGCACCGGUCCAAGGUGAUGGGCUGGUGGAGCUCCGACGACAACCUGGACAGCGACAGCAGCUACAUGGUGUCUGGCCGGCACGCCGUGGACCAGGGCACCCAGUACUGCGUGGACGCUCCCGAAAGUGCCUUCAGAGACUUGACCUUGAAGAGUCUAAAGAGCGGCGGGGAAGGGAAAUGCCUGGCGUGUGCCGGGAUGUCCAUGUCUCUGGAUGGACAGACGCUCAAGAGGAGCGCCUGGCACACCAUGACCGUCAGCCAAGCCCGUGAAGCCUACCCUACCGCCAGCGGCACGGAGAAAACCUUGAUGCUUCAGGAGACAAAGGCCAAAGACAGAGCCUACCAGUACCUGCAGGUGCCGCAGGACGAGUGGAGUGGGUACCCGGCGGUGGGCAAGGACGGGGAGAUCCCCUGCAGGAGGAUGCGCAGCGGCAGCUACAUCAAGGCCAUGGGAGAUGAGGACAGCGCCGAUUCAGACGCCAGCGCCAAAGUGUCGCCCCGGGCAGCCACGCGGAGAGACAGCUACCGCCGCUCCUCCAGCGCCGACCAGGCCAGGAGCAAGUUUGCAAGUAGGCACUAUUCUGAUUCAUAUAUCUGUAACUGUCCCAGCUGCGGCGUGCCACCUCGAAUGCUCCCUCGGGGGCAGAGCUACGGGCGCUCCUUCACCACUGGCCAGAUCAACGACGAGCUCAACCACCAGUUCGAGGCUGUGUGCGAGUCCGUUUUUGGCGAGGUGGAGUCGCAAGCCGUGGAGGCUCUGGACCUGCCCGGCUGCUUCCGCAUGCGGAGCCACAGCUACCUGCGGGCCAUCCAGGCGGGCUGCUCCCAGGACGACGACUGCCUCUCGCUCUUCUCCAUGUCAGCCCCCUCCGGGCCGCCCAUCACCAGCAGCAUCCUGAAGCCCGGCACCUCCUUCAGUUACAGAAAAGCUCCACCUCCCAUCCCUCCAGGAACCAAAGCCAAGCCCCUCAUCUCCGUCACCGCGCAGAGCAGCACUGAGUCUGCUCACGAGAGCUACCUGCCCAGCGAGGUCACCCGUGGCCCCGCCUGGUCCAAAGAUGCCACGGCCCGCUGCAAUUCGGCAGAGAGCCUGGAGAGCUCCAAGGUGACGACCGUGUCCCUUGAACUGCCACCGGUGCAGCCCCGCACCGCCCCCAAGCCCUCCACGCUCAUCAUCAAGGCCAUCCCCGGGCGGGAGGAGCUGCGGAGUUUGGCUCGACAGAGGAAGUGGCGGCCUUCCAUCGGCGUCCAGGUUGAGGCUGUCUCUGAUUCGGACACGGAGAGCCGGAGCCAGAGGGAGUUCCACUCCAUUGGAGUGCAGGUGGAGGAAGACAAAAGGCGAGCCCGCUUCAAGCGCUCCAACAGUGUGACGGCGGGCGUGCAGGCGGACCUGGAGCUGGAGGGCUUUGCUGGGCUGGCCGUGGCCACUGAGGACAAAGCUCUGCAGUUCGGCCGCCCCUUCCAGCGGCAUUCCUCGGAGCCCGAGUCCGGCCGGCAGUACGCCGUGUACAAGACGGUGCACACGCAGGGCCAGUGGGCGUACCGGGAGGACUACCAGAUGCAGUACGACGCGGUGGAGGUGCCGCGCCGUGACGCCUGGGUGGAGCGGGGCUCCCGCAGCCUGCCUGACUCUGGCCGUGCCUCCCCCUGCCACCGCGAUGGGGAAUGGUUCAUCAAACUGCUGCAGGCCGAGGUGGAGAAGAUGGAGGGCUGGUGCCAGCAAAUGGAGAGGGAGGCUGAGGACUACGACCUGCCGGAGGAGAUCCUGGAGAAGAUCCGGAGCGCCGUGGGCAGUGCUCAGCUCCUCAUGUCCCAGAAGGUGCAGCAGUUUUACCGACUCUGCCAGCAGAACAUGGAUCCCAACGCGUUCCCGGUGCCCACCUUCCAAGACCUGGCUGGCUUCUGGGACCUGCUGCAGCUCUCCAUUGAGGAUGUCAGCAUGAAGUUUGCAGAGCUCCAGCAGCUCAAGGCCAAUGGGUGGAAGAUCAUCGAGCCCAAGGAGGAGAAGAAGGUGCCUCCCCCGAUACCAAAGAAGCCGCCGCGCUCCAAGGUGCACCCGGUGAAGGAGCGCUCCCUGGACUCGGUGGACCGGCAGCGGCAGGAGGCUCGCAAGCGGCUCCUGGCAGCCAAGCGCGCCGCCUCCUUCCGCCAGAACUCGGCCACUGAGAGUGCAGACAGCAUUGAGAUCUACAUCCCCGAGGCGCAGACCCGGCUGUGACCGCGGCCUCGGCUUUUCUACCCGGACUGGACGGCGGCGCGUCCAUCGCUCACUGUGAUCAGGGGCCGUGGGGACACCCUGGGGGCAGCGCUUGGCCCGCUCACAGCUUCUCUCUUUUCUAUCGUAGACGUUUCAUGGAUCCGACGGUGAAUGAGCACCAACCCGGUUCUGCCCCAUCCCGUUGCCCCCUGCUCGCAUGCCCCUGCCCGUCUCUCCCAGGGUCCAGGGCUCUUCCUUCCCCCUGCCCUCUUUGGGGCCGUGUCUCAGCUCUUCUAUCCCUUGAACCCCCCUUGGUCCCCAUCCCAUCCAAAGGAGAGGUGACCCCAGCCCCCGGCCCUGCCGGGUGGGAGGGAUGGGGCUGCAGGCAGGCCCCUCACCUCUCUGUAACUCAGUGCAAUCCCGUGGCUGUGGGGACGGACCCCCAAGCCCCCAGCCCCAUGCCCAGCUGGAGCCCCGCUCCGCUCCCUGCCUCCUCCCCCAGUGCUGUGGGGAACCCAGGAGCCCUCGACCUAUAUCCAUAUAUAAAUAUUACCUAAGGAAUAAAACAGAAACUACACAUGACCAGAGCUGUGUUCUGGAGGGCGGGAUGGACCAGAGCAGCAGGUCCCCUGGCCCCAGUGAGCUGAACCUGCAUCCAUUGCACCGUGCUGCUCUGAGCCCUUCCUGCCCCUUUUCCCAGUCAGUCGCAUGGGAACACCACAGGGACAGGGCAGCCAAUUCCCUUGCACCUUGCAGCCUGGGCACAGGUGUGUGAGCAAGGCAGCAGUGCUGGGGAGACCUUCCUAUGCUCGUGCAGGACCUUGGUGCAGGGACAGAGCAGGCAUGGUGCUGCUGGCCGGUGCUGGCCUUGGUGUCCCCUGCACAUGGGGACAGGGCUGUAGGUGUGGGGCAGGAGCUUCCCCCUGAGUGUGGGGCUGCUGAAAAUCCCUCACAGGGUUGCCCCCUUCUCCCUGAGCUGCCAGUGCCCUGCAAGGAUGGGACACCACAGAUAGGGUUGCUGUGCCCUCAGUGCCCCAUGGGGACAGGGGACAGCCUGGGAUGCAGCAUUUAUGCUACAGGAAUUCCUUGAAGCCACGAAUUCCUUGAUGGCAGCUUCCAUGGGGGAUCUGGAGAUGAGGCUGCAUCCAUCCCAUCCCCAUCCUGAGCACAGCCCAUACAGGCCAGGUGCACAGUGCACCCAUGCUGCUGGCCCUCGGAGAGGGGCUGCCACGGGGAGCAGCCCCAGCUGCCUGCUCCCACCCUCCCCCAUGCCCAGGGAACAUCUGCCUGCACUGUGACCCCUCCAAGGGCUGCCCUCCCCCAGUCUCCUUCUCCCCAUGGGUGGGUGGCAGGGGGAGUGGAUGCUGGUGCCUCGAGUUCCUAUAGGUGCCAGGCACCUCCCCAAACCCACAGCCAGCUCUGCAGGAUUUGGAGGGGGAGGGGGCUCAGCUUGUGUCCCCUCACAGUGGGGGAUUGGGAGGGUCUCAAGAGCAGGGCAGUGAUUCUGGGAGGGCUUUAUGCCCUGGCGAGAAGCGGUGCUAAAAGUCCAGGUGUCAUUUACUGGGGGGCAGCAGGAACCAGGCUGCUACUUGUGAAGGAUGAUGGAGGGAGGGCGCGGGGAUGGAGCUCCCAGCCCCUGCCACCCCCACAGCCUGGUCCUGCCACCGCCACACCGUAGCUUUAGCGCUGUGCUUGCACAGGGACGCCCCGAGCCCCCCCGAGACCUCCAGCCCUGCCAGCACUGUACAGUGACCGUGACACGUGGCUCCGUUUUUAUUGUAACUAACCUCCGGAAUUAAUAAAAAGACCACUUUGGUUACUCCGGGGCAGCGGCCACCUCCCCACGGGGACACGGCUGGCUCCCGGCUCGCCUUUCCCCGCUC